AAAAUGAUGCAAGUAUUGUAAUAUAAAAUCUAGCAAUAUCACUAGGCGUAAACGUUAUAUAUGGAGGUUAAAAUAAAAAGAAAGUUUCGGCUCAUUUGGACACUUCCGGUCUCGUUUUACCUCGCGCGAAUUCGACCAGUCAGUGAAAAUAAAAGCUUGGAGUGUGCUGGGAUGGAAGACUCCCUCUGCAUUCAUUAAAAGGAUGCCCAGCGAAGUCAAGCCUCGGCUUCUGGUUCUUUAUGGCUCUCAGAAGGGUCAAGCCCAGUCUAUAGCAGAAGGGAUCUCUGAAGAGGCACAGGAGCAUGGAUUUCUUGCUGAGCUCAGCUGCUUGAAUGAAAAUGAUAAGUACAAUUUGGAGAAGGAGCAGUCCCCAGUGGUGUUUAUUGUGUCUACUACUGGAGAUGGGGAACCACCAGACAAUGCCCUGCAAUUUGUUAAGCACAUCAAGAAGACCCACCCCUGCGAUCACUAUAAACACCUUCACUAUGCACUUUUAGCUUUAGGAGACACAAAUUAUGCAAACUUUUGCAACUGUGGCAAAACGAUUGAGAGGCGUCUACAGGAACUUGGAGCACAACAAUUCUAUGCAACUGGAUAUGCAGAUGACGGUGUAGGGCUGGAGGUGGUUGUGGACCCUUGGCUUGAAGGACUGUGGACAGCUGUCAAAGCCGCCAUAUCAAAUAUGGCAUCUGAUUGGAAUGUUAAAGAGGAUUCAGUGAAUAAAACUCCCGAUUUUUCCGUACCAGAUGUCCAACUGAACCUACUGAACCUCACUGACCAGAAUCCCAAAUGUGCAUCUCCUCGUGCCACGCCGGCAGCUGAAUCUACCGAUGGUCCUUUGUCUCCCUCAGGGAGCGCUAAGGUGACACCCCAGUCACCCACAGCAGCACCAGAGACAAAAAACAAGGACCAUGGAUCUUGUCAUGCCCCUUCACUGACACACUCUGUGCCCCCUCUGUCUGAUUCAUCUUUAAAUGUUCCUACGCUACCUCCACCUUUCUUGGAUGUCUCUCUGCAGGAAGCAAUCACUCCUGAAGAAGAGAUUUUUGGACCAUUAAACCGAGAAACUCUGUAUGAAGUACCCAUAUCCCGGGCAGUUCAUUUAACAUCCGGAAAUUCCGUCAAGACAGCCAUUCUUUUUGAGCUCGACAUCUCUGCUUACCCGAUGUUGACCUAUCAGCCAGGGGAUUCCUUUGACGUCUUCUGCCCAAAUAGAGCUUCUGAGGUUGAGCACAUGCUGCGCAGAUUGGGCCUUGAGGAUCAGAAGAAUCAUAAAGUCCACGUUUUAGUGCUUGAAAAAACAAAGAAAAAAGGUGCUCAGGUGCCCUCCUACAUCCCUCAGAACAUGUCACUGCUCUACCUGCUUACAUGGUGUUUGGAGAUUAGAAGUGUUCCCAAGAAGGCCUUCCUACGAGCACUGGCUGAGCGUACAGCAGAUAGCGUGCAAAAAAGGAGACUGCAGGAGCUCUGUAGCAAACAAGGCGCUGCGGACUACAACCAGUACGUGAGAGAGUCUAGCCUCAGCUUUUCGGAGCUUCUCGACGCCUUCCCGUCCUGCUCGCCACCUCUCAGCCUCCUAAUAGAGCAUCUCCCCAAGCUGCAGCAAAGGCCUUAUUCCGCCGCCAGCUCCCGCCUCCAGCGCCCGGGAAAGCUGAAUUUUGUCUUGAGCGUAGUCGAGUUCCCGGCGUGCUCUUGGCGGCCUGUGGGGAAGCGAGGCUUGUGUAGCGGUUGGCUUGCCGACCUCGUCAACCCUGUCCAGGGUCUCCUCGGGAAGUCAGAACUACCGUGCAGCACAGCCCCGCCAAAGAUCCAUGUGAGUUUGAGACCCAACUGCUCCUUUCGACUUCCACCUGACCCGUCCGUUCCUCUCAUCAUGGUCGGACCCGGUACCGGAGUCGCACCCUUUGUCGGCUUCCUGCAGCAAAGACAAAAGGAGAGGCAGCAGAAACCAGAGGCAGUGUUUGGCGAGACCUGGUUGUUUUUUGGUUGUCGCUACCGAGACCGAGACUACCUGUUCAGAGAAGAGCUGGAGGGCUUUGUGUCCGGCGGUACCUUGAACCACCUCAAGGUGUGUUUCUCCAGAGAGGAGCCGAAGGAGGAACGGACCUUCAUCUCAGGAGGACCGCCCAGAUACGUCCAGCACAACCUGCUGCUCCACAGCCAUGACAUCAUCGACAUCCUGCUCAAACACCACGGUUGCCUCUAUGUUUGUGGGGAUGCAAAGAACAUGGCCAAAGACGUGAACGACACCCUGAUGGAGAUGAUGAAGGCGGAGCUCCAGGUGGACCAACUGGAGGCCAUGAAGCACCUGGCCACGCUGAGGGAGGAGAAACGCUACUUACAGGACAUCUGGGCAUGAUCCCCAUUUCAACAUGUUGUGCUGUUACCUUCUGAGCUAUGGGUGCCUGCAAGGAAUGUGCACGAUAUAAAAACCUCUUCACCAGCUGCCUAAGUCCAUUUUUCAGUUCAGUCCAGUUCCUUUCUGAUACUUCCACCUGCACCUACUUCUCCUGUUAUGUUGACUCUAGCCAGCUGGCCCGAUCUCUAAAAUGCACAUGAUCUUUCCUUAACCUUUCCCUAACGCCAGGCAGAUCAUUCUGGAGGUGAGUGCUUCAUUCUCCUUUGUGUGUGUGUGUGUUGAUAUGAUGGUACUUGGUACCAUAAUUUCAUGUACAGAAAAGGAGUAGUAGAUUGCUAGCUUUGGCCUGAAAGGGUUCUACUCUUUUUCUUUCAAGAAAACGACAAACAAAUGGCUUCUUUGGUAUUUCCUUGCUAUUUUCCCAUCCUUCCAUCUAUCGUCAUCAUCAACACACCUCAACAUCAGGCUUUGAACCUCAGUCCCCUUCCCCAUCCAACUGCUUGUAUUUAUUUAUUUUGUCUAGAAAAGACAAACAAAUGGCUUCCUUGCUGUUUCUGCAGGUCCAGCAUCUAUCGUUGUCAGCGGGAAGUACUGUACUGUAUAUGUAUAUUGUAUCGGUGGUGACCACGAGAGAUGCUGGACCUGUUUGUCAGGUUUGGAACCUCAGUCCCCUUGCACCAUGAAGUGGAGCUACCAGCAUCAGGCAUCCAGCUGCUUGUACUUAUUUUGGCUUCCUUGCUGUUUCUCCAGGUCCAGCAUCUGUCGUCAUUAUCACCACCAAUACAAUAUCAUGAUUGUUUGCAAGCGGGCUAGCUCCACUGGCAGAGCAAAUGGUAACGUUGGGUGUAUUCCUUUUGAGCUUAGAGUAGGACUCUCGAGAAUAAUUCACCACCACCUCAACAUCAGGUGUGUUUGCCAGAUGGCUAACUCUGCGGUAGCACCACUUCAUGGUGCAAGGUGAGGUUUAACUGAGGUUUGGUCAGGGAAAAUGGUAACAUCAGGCAUCCAAAUACUUGUUGGUCAACAAAUGGUGAUCAUACACACCACCUAGUUUCCAGGCGUCCUAACUCCUCCUUUGUGUCCCUAUUCACACAAUCACCAACUCACUUGCAGAGUCCUGACCAGGUUUUGAACCGCGACCCCCCGCACCAUAAAUCUGUGGUGCUACCAGCCGAGUUAGCCAGCUGACAAACAUUCCAGAUAUUGUAUCGAAUGUGAUGAUCACGGUAGAUGCUGGACCUGAAGAAACAGCAAUGAAGCAAUUUGUUUGUCUUUUUCUAGACAAAACAAUGCUACUACCACUUGCUCUGACCAAGUUCUGAACCCCGACUCCCUGCACCAUGAAUCUACGAUGCUACCAGCAGAGUUAGCCAGCUGGCAAAAAAUGCAUGAUACUGUAUUGGUGGCAAUGAUGACGACAGAUGCUGGACCUGUUUGUCAGUCCCUUUCACCAUGACGUGGUGCUACCAGCAGAGUUAGCCACCUGAGCUCUCUUGGUGGCAUACAUAUCUGAUAUUGUGGUGUUGGAUACACUGGAAAAGACAUACGUGUUGCUACAUACCAGAGAAAUACCAAGGGCUGAAGGAAACCAUGUAGGCCCUGUCCACAUGACAACGUUCCUGGGAUUUUUUUGUGGCAGAAAUAGAAAAAUACCUCCGCCUGCUUUUGGCCUUGCAUGUAUCUCUUUUGCACACACUCAUUAUGGACCGGCUCCAACUAGCUAAGACCACUGGGUCAGACAUGGACAUACGACAGGAAGGCUAGGUAAAAGGACAUCUGACUAGAAGUGCCUCGGACUUGCUCCUGCACUCGUGCAGAAGAUGAGUCCCCGCAGCUGUGUAUCAUUCUUCAGUCCAGUUCCUACGUCUUAUACUUCUACCAACGCCUACUCCUCCUUUUAUGUUCACUUUAUUAGAAAUUAAAUGGAUUAGAAGCGGCUAUAGCUUCGCUAACUUUUCUAAUGGGAUGUCAGCCUCUGCAAACAUUUCUACAAAAUCCUCCAAAAAUUGUAAUGCCCGCGCUUGUGGUUAAGGAAGACGUGGUCACCGAUGCAAUCCCAAUUGUAAUGUAAAAUGACAUCCUUAUUUUGUUUGCACCAUUAAGACUGUUAUUUUGAAGGUCAGAAGUGUAUUGUGUGUUUUGAGAGAUGGUUAAGAGCAAGAAUAAACGCCCCUCUUGCCUUAUUUUACUUCACAGAACAGACAGAAGGAGUGAAUAAGAGUGAAUGAAUGAAAGAACUGAAACACAAAUAGGUUAAUAAGAAUGACAGCCUAAUAGGGUAAUCACAAUGAAUGACUAAUAGGUUCCUGAGAAUGAAUGAAAGCCUGGUAAAGUAAUAAGAAUGAGUGACGAAAGGUGUUGUGUGUUCAUGAAGGACCCUCCUAACAUUCAUUCUUGUUAUAUCACUUUUCUUAAAAAAAAAAAAUCAUUAUUACGCACGAUAAAACAGAUCAACACUACC
Dunckerocampus dactyliophorus (ringed pipefish) is the source of this 4820-nucleotide messenger RNA. RefSeq names its product 5-methyltetrahydrofolate-homocysteine methyltransferase reductase (gene mtrr). Gene Ontology annotation, molecular function: FMN binding; [methionine synthase] reductase (NADPH) activity; flavin adenine dinucleotide binding. Bases 203 to 2359 code for a protein of 718 amino acids. Gene Ontology annotation, cellular component: cytosol. The record is from RefSeq and is a predicted model, not a curated record. Lineage: Eukaryota; Metazoa; Chordata; Actinopteri; Syngnathiformes; Syngnathidae. Gene Ontology annotation, biological process: homocysteine metabolic process. The transcript has 14 exons.